Messenger RNA from Gongylonema pulchrum, 786 nucleotides. The record is from the annotation of a GenBank genome assembly. Lineage: Eukaryota; Metazoa; Nematoda; Chromadorea; Rhabditida; Gongylonematidae.
AUGGAACCAAUUGGUGGCACAGCAAUUACAGCAGUAGAUUUUGAAUUCGAAAGCAAGUCACUGUUUGUUGCCGAAUCGUCUGGUCCAAAUCGUGGCAUUUACAAAGUGACGCUUGGCAGCGGCGAAGUGAAGACUAUUGUCAAGGACAGCUUCGGGUCGUUCACAAUACGAAGCAUUGCUGUGGAUUGGAUUAACUGUAUGCUUUUUGGGAUGAAACUAUUUCCCAGGAACAACAACCUGUAUUUCAUCAAUGUGGAUUCGGAUCGCACUCAUAUCGAAGUGUGCCAGCUGGACGGAAAGCAUCGUAAAAUACUGCUAUCAACGAAAACGGAAACGCCAACGUCUCUUGCAGUGGAUCCAAUUGGAAGAUAUCUCUACUGGGCUGAUCAAGGGCAGAAACCGUCUAUUCAGCGUGCACUUUUGGAUGGAAGUAAUCGUCAAGUGAUCGUGCAUGGAAAUAUUGCCGAGCCAACAGAUUUGAUUGUGGAUCCAAACAGCCAUAUGGUAUAUUGGACUGAUGCAAAGCUUGACGGGAUAUAUCGUGUUCGUGCUGAUGGUGGUACACCAGAGCUGGUGAGAAACGACAUUGCUGCAGCGGCGGGUAUUUCACUGCGUGGACAGACAAUGUACUGGACUGAUAAUCGCUUGGAGAAGGUCUUCUCGGCAUCCAGCCGACCCAAUCAGACAUCGAUUUUGCUGUCGCCGACAACAAUCGCUGCUGGUUUGGCAGAUCUCGGCAACGUUGUUGUGUUCGAUGAAUCGGCACAGCCAAAAGCUACAUCACCA